Molecule: messenger RNA, 1185 nt
Organism: Xenia sp. Carnegie-2017
Lineage: Eukaryota; Metazoa; Cnidaria; Anthozoa; Malacalcyonacea; Xeniidae
Exons: 2
Coding region: 1-1185 (394 amino acids)
Source: RefSeq, a predicted model, not a curated record
AUGGUUCACUUUUGCGCUGUUUUUGCAUGCUCGAAUCGAUCUAAUAGAGAAAAGAAUAGGCGGUUUUUUCGCCUACCUGCUGUCAAAAGUAAUGUGAAUGUGAACAAGAAGCAACUUCAACUUGAAGGCAAAAGGAAUGGCUUCGAAGAAUUCGCAGGGAAGAUCUUACGCCAGAAAAGUUUGCGAAUGCUCGUGUGUGUACCGACUUCAUAUCAGAAUGAAUUAAUUCCUACUGGCAAACCAGCAGACCUACAAAAGAAAGAUGACCCAGACUGGGCACCAAGUCAAAAUCUUGGCCACAACAAUGUGAAAAAGAGAAACACAGAACGAUCGUCUCGCUACCAAGGGAUAAUUGAAAAGAAGAGAAGAUCUGAAACUGCUAAUGCCCUUAUAGCAAUGUCAAGCGAGCAGCCCAAUGAGGUUGUUGAUAAAAUGGACACCUCUGAACCAAAGGCAAAUGAAAUGUCAACACAGACUGAUAAAACUGUUAAUGAGCUGAGGUUACUUGAAGAUGAGGUAGAUUUUCUAAGGAAGGAAAAUUCUGAUUUAAAGAAAAAAUUAUUGCAAAAGGAACUAAAUGAGGAUGCAUUUAAAGAUGAUGAUGAAAAGGUACUUUUCUAUACAGGUUUACCUACCUGGAAGCUUCUUUUGUGCCUUUACAACUUUGUGUCUGGCUUCUUGUCACAAUCAUCCAGGUGUAUGCUUAGCCCUUUCCAGAGACUCAUUCUUACAUUAAUGAGAAUGAGACUCAAUCUUUCUGGUAAAGACUUAGCCUAUAGGUUUGGUGGAAUUCAUGAGGCAACUGUUUCCAGAGUUUUUAUUCAAAUGAUGGAUAUUCUACAUAGCAGGCUUUGUCCACUUAUCCAUUGGCCUGAACGAGAAGCCUUAUUAAAAACAAUGCCCAUGGAUUUUUGCAAGAACUGCCCAGCAUGUGCUGUGAUAAUUGAUUGUUUUGAGAUUUUCAUCGACCGUGCAUCUAAUCCUUUAGCCAGGGCACAGACAUACUCAUCAUACAAACACCAUAACACUGUCAAGUAUUUGAUAGGAAUUACUCCCCAAGGUAGUGUAAGCUUCAUAUCUGAUGGACGGGGUGGUCGUGUCAGUGACAAACACUUAACAGAAGAAUGUGAUCUUCUAGAAAAGCUUACCCCAGGGGGUUGUAAUUCUAGCAGACAGAGGGUUUGA